Salvia hispanica is the source of this 1563-nucleotide messenger RNA. Lineage: Eukaryota; Viridiplantae; Streptophyta; Magnoliopsida; Lamiales; Lamiaceae. The record is from RefSeq and is a predicted model, not a curated record.
AUGAACCCCGAGGACCAGGAUAAGAACACGUUCACCUGCCCGUUGGGAACCUAUGCGUACAGACGCGUGCCCUUCGGAUUAUGCAACACUCUAGGUACUUUCCAACGUUGCAUGAUAAGCAUAUUCUCGAAUUUGAUAGAAGAUUGCAUAGAGAUCUUCAUAGAUGAUUUCACGGUCUACGGAGACUCUUUCGACUCGUGCUUACAACAUUUGGAUGUCGUACUAGAGAGGUGCCAGUCAAAGAGUCUAGUUUUGAACUUCGAAAAAUGUCAUUUUAUGGUUACAGAAGGUAUAGUCUUAGGACACGUGGUGUCAGAAAGAGGGAUCCAGGUGGAUCAAGCCAAGGUGGAUGUCAUAUCCAAGCUACCUUGGCCUACUGACCAGAAGGGAAUAAGAGGUUUUCUAGGGCAUGCUGGAUUUUAUCGAAGAUUUAUCAAGGAUUUUGCCAAGAUCGCCCAACCUCUUACCAGACUCCUCCAAAACGAGGUGGAGUUCAUUUUCGACGAGCAUUGCAAGGCUGCCUUUAACCUUCUCAAGGAAAAGUUAAUCUCUGCACCGAUCAUCCAAGCUCCUAACUGGGAUCACCCCUUUGAGGUGAUGUGCGAUGCUAGUGACUAUGUCGUGGGGGUCAUACUUGGUCAGAAGGUGAAUGGAAAGAGGUACGUGAUAUUCUGUGCAUCUAAGACCUUGAAUCAAGCCCAACGGAACUAUGACACCACCGAGAAGGAGAUGUUGGCUGUUGUUUAUUCAUUCGAGAAGUUCAGACAGGAUGCAUACGAGUUCUGCAAAGGCUAUGACUGUUGCCAACUGACCGGUGGGAUCUCUGCAAGGGAUGAAAUGCCACAAGUCCCAGUGAUUGUUUGUGAAGUGUUCAACAUCUGGGGCAUGGACUUCAUGGGUCCUUUUCACUCAUCUUACGGAAAUUCCUACAUCCUGGUAGCAGUCGACUAUGUAUCAAAGUGGAUAGAAGCCAAGGCCACGAGCACUUGUGAAUCCAAGGAGGUCACUAAGUUCCUCAAGAGUCAUAUAUUCAGCCGAUUUGAGAUACCAAGGGCAAUCAUAUCCGAUCAAGAGACUCAUUUUUACAACUGUACAGUCGAAGCGUUGAUGAAAAAGUACGGGGUCCAUCACCGACUAUGCACUCCCUACCACCCGCAAGCCAAUGGGCAAGCAGAGAUCUCAAACAGAGAGAUAAAAAGCAUCUUGGAAAAGACGGUCAACCCCUCCAGAAAGCAUUGGAGCACAAGGUUGGAUGAUGCUCUGUGGGCGUAUCGAACAGCCUACAAAACUCCUAUAGGGAUGUCCCCAUACCGCAUUGUUUUUGGGAAGAUGUGCCACUUACCAGUGGGAAUUGAGCACCGAGCGUACUGGGCAGUUCAGCAAGUUAACAUGGAUGAUAGAGCCUGUGAGGAGGAAAGGAAGUUGAAACUACAUGAGCUGGAAGAACUCAAAUUGGAGUCAUUUGACUCAGCCAUGUGGUACAAGGAGAAAACGAAGAUGUGGCACGACAAAAAUCUGAGGACCAAGGAUCUCCAAGUUGGCCAGAAAGUACUACUCUUCUAG